AGAAUGUCUUCCAGACUCCUUACUGAUAAAAAAUACUAGAAAACAAGACUAGCAUCUGUCAAAUGGGGCUCCCUCUCCAUUUCUCUCUACACACCUUUCCUUUGGGGGGAGAAGAAGAGGAGAAUAGCAUGAAAAGUGCAAAAUGUUUCAAAUUCCUGUUCAAAAUCUUGAUAAUAUCAGGAAGGCUCGAAAAAAGGUGAAGGGCAUUCUUGUGGAUCUUGGGCUUGACAGAUGCAGGGAAUUAUUGAAGGAUCUUAAAAGUUUUGACCCAGGUGAAAAACACUUUUGUAACACUUCAUGGAGUGAUGUCUCUCCUUGGGAGCCUUCGGGCAAAAGGAAGAGAUACAGAACAAAGCCAUACUGCUGUAGCUUAUGCAAGUUCUCAUCAAAAUUGCUUACUUCCUUCAAGAAUCACUUGCACCGUUACCAUGAGGAUGAAAUGGACCAAGAGCUGGUGGUUCCUUGCCCAAAAUGUGCAUUUGCUUCUGAUCCCAAAAUAGUGGGAAAACAUAUCCGGAUGUUUCAUUCAUCUAAUAAAAGAAUACAGAACUAUACAGUCAGCAUUUUGGAUGGCAUGAAACAAUUCAGAAGUGACAUCAUAAACUUUACAUGUCUGAAAUGUCACUUUACAGACACAUUGUAUUACAACAUGAAGAAACACGUGCUGAUGAACCAUUUUGAAAACUUACUAAGUACAUAUUUUGGCCAGAAACCUGAUGAAAGCAAAGAGAAUUCUAUCGAGCACUACUGUAAAAAAUGUAAUGCUUCUGCAAACAGCCAAGAUUCGUUAAUGUACCAUGUCUUGACAGCUGAGACACACCGAGACCUGGAAAACAAACUCCGGUCUGUGAUUUCAGAACAUAUUAAGAAACCAGGGCUUGUGAAACAAAUGCAUAUUGCUCCAAAGCCUCCCCAAGGUGUGGCAGUGGCUGCUCCCUCAGCAGGGCCCACAGCUGCCCCAGCAGGUUCUGUCACAGCUCCGGCUUGCAUCCAGCUUGCAUUUCCACAGAAUAAUCAAAACCAGAGUGUGGUGCAGCCAAAAGCAGUUCAAAACACAGUCAGAUCAUUAACUGUUCCAAGUGCCUCUGGUAGCCUUCCACAUACGACUUCUGCUCCGGUAGUUACCCCUUCGCAUGUUACUCUUGUACCUAGUAAUAUUCCUGUAGCCCAGAAUAAUGUUAAUAUUCAGCCAUCACCUUCCCAGCCUAUCAUUGUUUCCCAUAGGCUCCCCCUUCAUCAUUCUGUUGGGACCGUGAAUAGAACUGUGGCCCCUGCAGUUCUUCCUCUCAAUCAACCUGUCAGGCCUGGGCUCUUUCCUAUUAAUCAACCCAUUGGUACUAUAAAUGGUCCGGUUGCAGCUGGAACGCUACCUGUCACUCAGCCUGUCAACCCUGUGAAUCAACCGGUAGUACCAGGAGUCCUCCCUGUGAAUCAACCGGUUGCCGCAGGAGUUCUGUCCAUCAACCAGUCAAUUGGGAAUGUGAACAGGCCCAUCAGUCCCAGGGUCCUUCCUGUGGCGCAGACGGCUGCACCGGGUGUUCUCCAACUCAACCAGCCCGUGGCCUCGGGGGUUGUUCCUGUCGGGCAGCCUGUCAGACCUGGGUUUCUUCAGCUGAAUCAACCUGUUGCACCAGCAGUGAUCCCAGUAAAUCAGCCAGUUCAGCCUGCAGUUUCUCAAAACGCAGCUUUUUUGACUGCGGGUUCUCUACUUAGGCAGUUGAUUCCAACAGGUAAGCAGGUUAAUGGGAUACCGAUGUACACGCUUGCCCCGGUUUCAGUUACUUUGCCUGUACCUCCCGGUGGUGGAGUAGCAACUGUUACGCCACCCCAAGUGCCCGUCCAGCUAAUGCAGUCUGGGCCAGUAGCGCAGCUGUCCCAGUCGCCGGCUAGCGCGCCCUCUCCCCCGGUGCUCCUGACGUCUCAGAAUCUGUCCUUACAGGCCUCCCCGCCCAGUCCUGAAACAAGCCAGGCUGUCAGACAGGCUAAGCAGUGGAAGACUUGCCCUGUUUGCAAUGAGCUCUUCCCGUCAAAUGUCUACCAGGUGCACAUGGAGGUGGCCCACAAACACGGUGAGAUAAAUAGGGAGGAAACCCUGGAACCUGACAGACUUGCGGCUUGCGCGCCCUUUCUGAGGUGGAUGACAGAAAAGACAGUCCAGUGUUUCUCUUGUCAGUGUUUUCUCUGUGAGGCAGAACUCAUGAAACAUCUCUUGAUGCAUGGCUUGGCUUGCUUGUUUUGCACAGUUACUUUCCAUGACUUAAAAAGCCUUGUGGAGCACAAUAAAACAACACACAAUGGGAAAAAGCAGUUGCAUGCGGAUUAUAGCAACAGAGGAUUUCAACUAGGUAAUGAUGCUCAGGGUGAGAUUGUAUUUCCACGCUUUGAUUUCAGUACAAUGUUACCAAAAGAAGACAUUGGUGAAAGAGAAGUACAUUUGGCAGUGCUUGCUGGACUGACUUCAAGGACACUUAUCCCUCUUUACAUCAAAGUGAAACCUCAGACAACAGAAGUGAACAGUAGAUGCGGCAAAAAAGUGUUAACCUGUCCCUUUUGCUUCGGUACGUUUGUUAGUAAAGAAACCUAUGAAACGCAUUUGAAAGAGCGGCAUCAUAUAAUGCCAACUGUACAUACAAUUUUAAAGUCUCCUGCUUUCAAGUGCAUCCACUGUUGUGGCGUGUACACUGGAAAUAUGACUCUAACAGCCAUUGCUGUGCAUCUGCUCCGUUGUAGAAGUGCUCCCAAAGACAGCAACUCGAGCGUGCAGAUGCAGCUGGAGCGUACCGAGAAGAAGGAGCUACUGUUUGUGAAUGGUGAGAAGCAUGAUCCCGUCGUCCUGAAAAGAAAGCAAUCGGAUUCCUGCUUUGUUGCAGAAGACCAAAGGAAUAAGGAACAGCAGCCUCUGAGCUUAAGUACUGGCAUAGUUCUGUCUUCAGAAAAAGAAGUGCAUUCAGGGGUAGUGCCUUUCAAGCGACAGAAGAUUAAUACUAGGACUGAGAUGAAGAAGCUUCCUUCUAGUGAGGAUCUUCGCAUUCUAGCAGUAGAUCCUAAACAGUACGAUCACAAUUCAUGUAAGGCUCAAAAACAGUUUUUGACAGACUACUUUCAUGAGAGGCCAUAUCCUUCUAAAAAAGAGAUGGAAUUACUAUCCUCGCUGCUAUAUGCGUGGAAAAUUGAUGUUGCGUCGUUCUUUGGAAAAAGGAGGAAUAUAUGCUUAAAGGCGAUAAAUAAUUACAAACCAUCUGUGCUGCUGGGUUUCAGUAUGUCUGAACUAAAAAAUAUUAAGCACAGUUUGAAUAUAAAAGAUGAACCAUUAGAUGUGUAA
This is a messenger RNA of Opisthocomus hoazin, 3322 nucleotides long. NCBI's taxonomy places the organism in Eukaryota, Metazoa, Chordata, Aves, Opisthocomiformes, Opisthocomidae. The record is from RefSeq and is a predicted model, not a curated record.